Molecule: messenger RNA, 5149 nt
Organism: Vespa velutina
Lineage: Eukaryota; Metazoa; Arthropoda; Insecta; Hymenoptera; Vespidae
Gene: milt
Product: trafficking kinesin-binding protein milt
Exons: 7
Coding region: 1511-4171 (886 amino acids)
Source: RefSeq, a predicted model, not a curated record
UAAGGGUGAAAAAAAAAAGAAAGAAAAAAAAAGAAAUAGGGGAAAAAUAUUUGAAUCAUUACUUAUGAAAAAGCGUAGAACGGAUAUUAUAAAACUUAUCGCGUGUCAUGCACGUCGUUCGUUUCAAUAUCGAUCUCAAUCAUAAAUUUGCUAUCGAUUUGAAAGAAAAAUUAAAAAACAAAAAAACAAAAAACCAAAAAGCAAAUAGAUAUAAUCAUAAUGUUGACGUUCAAUGAGAAUUUAUGUUAAUGAAUUUGAUCGAUUCAAGAUAGAAAAUUGUUCGAAAAAGAAAAAAGAAAAAAAGAAAAUUGAUUUUAUUUUUCAAUAUUUCGUCGCAUUGAAAGAAGAAAAAGAACAAAAAAAAAAAAACAAAAAAUAAAAGAAAGAGGAAGGACAAAAAAAGAAAACGUACGAUAAAAUAAUUUAUACAAAUAUUUACUAUUCUGCAAAGUUAUACUAAUAAAAGAUUAAUAUGUCAUUAGUAGUUUUAUAAUCGAAUUCAUAUAUGUUUAAUUCUCUAUGGGAACUUUGCCAAGAAGUUUAAAUACGAAAGUAUUUUUGAAAAAGUAAAAGAAGAAGAAAAAGAAGUAGUAAGAAAACAAAAAGAAAACUAGUUCUUUCUUUCGGUAUAAAAUUAGCACUGACAUAUAUAUAUAUAUAUAUAAACAUACAGGUAUUGAGAAGUUAUAACUGGUUAAAUAUCAACGAUCUAUUUCCAUAUCCGAUUCAUACAAAUGUCAGGAGAAUGAACGUUGAAUGGAUCGAUGAGUUGGUGGUAGAGUAGGUCGUAAAGUUGUAUAUUCCCUUUAAGCCAUUUAAAGAUCGACCUGUGAACGCCCUUUCGAGAGAGAAAAAGUACUAUAAAAAUUAUUUUUUAAAUGGAUAAAUAUGUCUAGACGCAAUAUGCAAUGUUUAAUUUCUUAACAUACACUUUUCUAUUUUAUCAAAUAAAAACGAGAAAAAGUGUAAAUAAAAGAAUCUGCAAAAAAAGAAGUAAGCUAUUGAACGUUUAAAAAAAAAAAAAUAAAAAGAGAAACAAACGAGAGAGAGGGAGAGCGAGAGAGAGAGAGGGAUGAACCUUCCUUGUUCGGUCGGUAAAGUGUGUUAUCGACUUGAAAGUAGCGCCAUCUGGCGUGAAAAAGAAGAACCCUUUGCUUGCUACGACGCAAAGGAGGGAGACAUUGAAAGGCAACAUGGCGGAUUGAUCCAGUCGCGGAACGUUUCGUACUAACGUUCUGAUGAGUAUCUCCAGAAGUGAUUUUUACCAAUUAGAAAUAUAACAGUGCCUUUGAAAGGAUCGUUGCCAUUCGUAAAAACAAAUCACGAGAAACGUCAUUUGCAAAAAGCCAUUGAAACAUAGUUUAAAGGUUAAUUACAUUGUGUUUUGAAGAAUGUUUAAUUUGAGCCACCAGCGCGAACUACUGAAGGGUUGAUAUUACAUGCGAUUAAGGAUCGCUUUUUAAACGAUAGUUCGUUAUUGAAUGUUCUAUGCAGCAACCGGGUGAGCCAAAUGACCAAGACCUAUAAUGACAUUGAGGCAGUUACAAGGCUUCUGGAAGAGAAAGAGAAAGAUUUGGAAUUGACCGCGCGUAUUGGUAAGGAAUUAUUGACGCACAAUCAAAAACUUGAGAGUACUGUUAACGCCUUGGAAACUGAUUUGAAAGAGGCAAACGAAAAGAUAACACAGUUGAAUCAUGAAUUGUACAAAAAAACCGAACUCAUUCAAAUACUUACAAACGAUGUUGACGAGUCAAGCUCCGAGGGUGGUACACCAACUGGUUUGCGUGGUAUCAAUUUGGACAUGAUGCAAAGGAAGAUAAGUACCUUGGAAGAUGAGAACAAACAAUUACGUAAUGAAUUUUCCAAGUUGAUACAUGAAACUAAUGAUACCGAGGAACAAGAGGCCCGUCUUGUAAAGGAUAUUGCCGCUCAACUCGCAAAUGCUAAUAUGGAGGCGGACGGUAUGGCCGAGGAGCUUGGUCGACAAAAAGAAGAAAAUAGGUUACAGCACGAACAAAUAGUUAGUCUUACCGCUAAAUUAGCUGAAACUGAGCUCAGGUUAGCUCAACUCAUGGCUGAACAUGACGAGGUCGGAGCUACUCUAGUCAUUACCAGAGAUAAUCAGAACACCCUUGCCAGUGAACUUGCUGAAUUCAAGGAACGAUACGCUGAGGUUGUAAAUCUUCUCUCUGAAACGCAAGAACAAUUGCGUAAACAAAGAAAACGCGGAAUGCCAACUGUAAGAGGUGGAUCAUUAUUUCCUUCGUUGGGUGCUGCGCCACAGCCGGAUUCGAUAGCUUCGGAAUUGGAAUCAUCAUUAUAUUCGGAGCUAAGUCUCGAUUCUGGUAUCAUCACUGAUCGAACGCCAACAUACAAGAAAGUAUUCGAAACGGUCCGUUGUGCUUCACGAGCAUCUUAUACGAGUGCAGAUAUGAAUCAAUUUCCUCGAAUAGGUUCUAUGACAACGUCAACUUUGUCGAGUGGUUCGAUGGGUCCACGCAUGAGUUGUGGCCAAGUUAAAUCUAAUAUACCUUACGGUUUUACAAGUUUGGAUUCGACUGGGCACAGUGAGAGCGAAGGUUCCCUUUUCACAGAUUUUGAUGAUUACCCAGGACCACAAAGGAUUGGAGUACCUGGUGCACCAGGUGCAGCAGAUUUGGAAGCAGCUUUACGUCGGUUGACACCUGCAGAGGUGCUAGCAAGACGAGCAUGUUUAAGUACUGGUGCUGGAUAUAAUUAUGAUUACGAUGGUGGAAUCCUACAUUCACCGCCUACCUUUUUACCGUUUGGUUGUCGAACACCUGACAGUAUAAUGUCAACUGGUAGCAGUGGUAAUCUGAGCGGUUUCAGUGGUAAUAUUGGAAAUACUUGGAGAGUUCCAGAGAAAUUACAGAUUGUAAAACCAAUGGAAGGUUCACAAACCCUACAUCACUGGUCACAAUUGGCUACGCCUACUUUAGGUGGUUUAUUGGAAGAUAGACCAGGUGUUAGAACACGUGGUGGCCGUGGUCUUGAAGAUCUUGGUUUGUUGACCUUUACUUUGUCGGAUUUAGAGGAAGAUGAAGAAUACGCGAAUCCUGGUAAGCUCUUCCAAGAUACAGGCUCAGUUUAUACUUUUACAAAUAGCACGGUACUUCAUCCGGAUGAACAUACAAGCGUGACCCCAAGUAUUGUGGGUAGUCGGGUCGCUACCGCACCUAGUAGCGCUGGAAAUUCUGGAAAAAAUAGUCCUCGUACUCGCAGCCGAAGUAAUUCUACCUCGACGUUCUCGACGACUCUUGGCCUAGCUAAGAUGCUCAAUGAGAGAGGAAUUAAGGCUGUGACACCUUCCUGUGUAGGUACUUCCUGUGGGGCGACGCCUAGCGGCGAAAGAAAUUUCAUACCAACAGCAACACCAUGUAAUAGCCCAGAUGCUAGCCCGCCAGCAACGAGAUCUACAUCACCACCGCCUCAGUCAUCGCCACAGCAAGAAAAUACUUCUCUGUCGUUUAGUCUGCUAAGUAGCGGCGCUGAAUUAUUGAAGCGUACAUUCAGUAGCGAUUCCUCGCAAUCGCAAAUUAAUAAAAGAACGAGAACGUCAAAACCAUCGUUGACGAGAUCAGAGAAAAAAGCAUUGUCUGGCAUACGUUUGGUUGAGAAACUCGAAAGAAUAGGAAUCGAUGCUAUAAUGUCAACGACAGUCGGCUCGUCGAUCUCGCCGUUGGCACUUCAGGGUGCUUUGUAUACACGACGUUCGAUGAAGAGUCCAAUGGCACAACUGACCUUCCUCAAGACAUCGAUGCCUUCCAGCAUCAGUCAGGAAAGAUUAUUUUCACCUUCGUUAGCCUCGUCCUCUUCUAGCGUCUCUUCUGAAUCUAGUUCAAAUCCGACAUUGGAACAUAUGAAUAAUAGUAACAAGAUGAACAAUGAUAACGUUGAUAAUAUUGGUGCUUCAGUUUUGUCAUCUGGUAAUUCUAAUUCAGAUUCACCUGUAAGAUCAUUGAUAAUCGAAUGUGCGUUAGGUACUCAACAAAAACGCGAUAGUGAUGGUAGUAAAACAACUAGAUCGGAUUUAGGUAAAGUCAAAGGUGCGGCUAAUACUACAACACCAGUUACCAGAGAGUCCAUUACUCAAUCUGCCCUUGGUUCUAUUAGUUCACUUUUCUUUGGACGUAAGGGUGGUCUUUUGUAAGAAAAAAAAAAAAAAAAAAAAAAGGAAAUAAAACAUCUUUUCUUCCUUUCCUUCUUUCCUUCCUCUUUUCCUUCCUUCUUUCCCCUUUUCCUUCCUUCCUUCCUUCCUUCCUUCCUUCCUUCCUUCCUUCCUUCCUUCCUUCCUUCCUUCCUUUUUUAUUUUUUUUUUUUUUCUUUUCGUUCCCAUUCGUUUAGCUGUCAAGCUAACGAUGAGUCGAACGUCGUAGUCAAAGUUUUAGCGGAUUAAUGGGUGAAUUUUGGUAGAUUGGUGAAAACAAAAUGGUUCUGUUCGUUCGUUCGUUCAUUGGUUGGUUGAUUCGUUCAUUUGUUCGUUCGUUCGUUUGCAUGUCCGAUUAAAACAUAUUGGACAUUACUCCUCGUGCUAUUACAAACACAUCGCAUUGCUUUCAUCUUUGCGACACUUAAUUUUCGAUCAUCAACCGGAUUCGAAUGUAUGUCUUAUGUAUAUAUACAUAUUUUAUUUUUUGAUAAAUACUUAAUCCUUUGCAGUCCGACAUUUCGAUUUCGAACAAUAUUUUCUUUCCGAUUAACGGAGACAAAUAAUUUGUAUAGUUGAAUACAUAUGGAUAUUCAUCUUGAUUUAAUUUAUCAUUGAAAAUUUAACUUAAAACAAAAUAUCGUUCAAAUUAAUACAUAGAUUAUCGAUACGCCAAAGAAAAUAGAAAAGGAAAGAAAGGAAGAAAAAAGAAAAAAAAAAAAGAAAAGAAAAGAAAAUUGCGAUCGGACAGCAAAGUAUUAAAUACUUUUAAGAAGCAUUAAUUAGUAGAUUCCUGAUAAAAUAAUCCUCCUUAUCGGAACGUAUGAUCCUUUUUAGUAAUCGAUCAACGAUCAUAGCGAAAAUCUUUUAGUCUCUAAACAAUAAAAAUGUGUCGAGUAAACGAGAAGAAAAAUAAGAAAAAAGAAAAAUAAAAAAAAAUUAUAUAUACAUAUAUAUAUAUAUAUAUAUAUAUAUAUAUAU